Molecule: messenger RNA, 981 nt
Organism: Fusarium keratoplasticum
Lineage: Eukaryota; Fungi; Ascomycota; Sordariomycetes; Hypocreales; Nectriaceae
Exons: 5
Coding region: 1-981 (326 amino acids)
Molecular function (GO): methyltransferase activity
Source: RefSeq, a predicted model, not a curated record
AUGUGCCAAGACGAACAGGCACCCCGUGCCCCAGAGGCAGAGACCGAUGGCGAGAGCGUCUACUCCGAGUACGCGAGUGACGUAUCUGAGACGACCAGUGCGACGUCAUCCAUCUUUAACUAUCAGUAUGAGAAUGGCCGUCGCUAUCAUGCGUAUCGGGCUGGCCAGUACCUGCUGCCUAAUGAUGACACUGAACAGGAGCGUCUUGACAUUAUUCAUCACAUAUUUACCCUCGCCCUGAAGGGUGAUAUUUGCAAGACGAAGCUUGAGAAUCCCCAAAGCAUCUUGGAUGUGGGCACGGGGACUGGACUAUGGGCCAUGGAGAUUGGCGACCAGUAUCCCUCUGCAGAGGUCAUUGGAACUGACCUGAGCCCUAUUCAACCCCAAUGGGUUCCUCCCAACGUCAAAUUCGAGGUUGAUGAUGCAACCCAAGAAUGGACAUAUCCUAAAGACAAGUUUGACUUUAUCCACGCCCGCACCCUUGCUGGCGCAAUCCAAGACUGGCCCUCGUUCCUCUCCCAAGCCUACGACCGCUGCAAGCCCGGCGGCAACAUCGAGAUCACUGAGGGCAGAGCCAAUUUCUUCUGUGACGAUGACUCGCUAAAGGAGGACUCUGCGACGCACAAGUGGCUCACCGAGUUCCGCCGUCUCAGCGCCCCCCUCAAGUUUGACAUUGCUCCCGAGAUGCCUGGUAUGCUCAAGGAGGCUGGGUUUGAGGAUGUCGAGUUUACGCAAAAGGUUGUGCCCGUGGGAACGUGGACAAAGGAUCCCGAGCUCAAGGAGAUUGGACGAUGGUUCCGUGUGCAAUUUGUCGAGAUGGCACUUGAGGCUUAUUCCCUUGCUCUGUUUACGAGAGCUGGCGGAUGGUCGAAUGAAGAGGCACAGGUGUUGUUUGCCAAGGUCCGGGAGGAGCUCAAGUCUAACAAGAUUCAUCUCUACACUUACUGCUCCUUUGCUACUGGAAAGAAGCCCAAGGAAUGA